Messenger RNA from Dromiciops gliroides (monito del monte), 3226 nucleotides. RefSeq names its product heat shock factor binding protein 1 like 1 (gene HSBP1L1). The coding region runs from base 622 to 834 and encodes 70 amino acids. Gene Ontology annotation, cellular component: nucleus; cytosol. The transcript is spliced from 5 exons. Gene Ontology annotation, biological process: cellular heat acclimation. The record is from RefSeq and is a predicted model, not a curated record. Gene Ontology annotation, molecular function: transcription corepressor activity. NCBI's taxonomy places the organism in Eukaryota, Metazoa, Chordata, Mammalia, Microbiotheria, Microbiotheriidae.
CUCCUUCCUGAUUUGACUUGCCAGAUCAGAGGAGCCAGCCACUGGAUUUGGGUUAAAUUAUCGUGAGCGGAUACAGGUCCGUAUUAGCAUUUUACUUUGCAAACCACAAGCUUCAAGUAUCUCCCUCCCGGCUAUUACUCACAUGUUGAGUGUUCACUCCUCGACACCUAUUACAGUAGGUAGGGUCUUGGGGGAAAUCAGGAGUUUGGGUGAGACUUUUUCCCAGCGAGAAUCUUUUUUAAACUCGAUCUUGGCACAGGUAGAUGUGCUUGCUCAUAGCACUCGAAGAGCUCAUUAACAUUCACGUUGGGAUAUUUCGUCUUGGGGUUUAUAAAUAAGGUAAGUGGGAAUUACCUCAACUCCAUCACAGCACCAGGAAGAGGAAGGAGGGCAAGAAGAGCUGUUAGACUCUGGUAGUGUUGGCGGGUGCUAUGUCAUUCGGCGGGUGUUGCCUUCCACCAGCAGGAGAGUGGGUGGCUGCUGCUCUGGACGCCGCCUGUGUUAGCUCCGGCGGAGGGAGCUCCAAGGGCUUCCUGGCUGUUGCUUCUCGUCAACACCUUUGGGCUGCCGGGCGACGCCAGGGCCGACCCCGUAAGGGGGCUACGCAGCGAGAGGUUACGGAUGGCUGACUUCGAUACCCCAAGCGCGCGGGCUCUCUCCGAGUUUGCAGAAGAUUUAUUACAGAAACUUCAGGUACACUUCCAAGCUCUGACUGAGACAAUAACUCUCAAAAUGGAAGAAAUGGGGAAUCGGAUUGAUGACUUACAGAACAAUGUAACUGAUCUCAUGGUAGAAGCAGGGAUCCAAAAUACAGACAAAGAGCAAAUGAUCUGAAUUAAUGUAACGAUGAAAAAUGCGGAGUGUAUUCUUUAUGGAUAAAGAUUCUGCUGCACAGAAGCCGUUCCUAACAAGAGAAAUUUUGUCAAAAUAAUUUGAAAAAAUUAAGCAUACAAUGUGAUAGGUAAUAUUAUAAUUUUAAAUGUAUGUUUGUUUCAGAAACCAAUUAGAUUUAUCUGUAGAAAUUUGGUUCUUAGAAUACCUUUAAGAUUGAUAAGAAUGUUCAUAAAAAUGUAAUUCAGGGGCAGCUAGGUGGCGCAGUGGAUAGAGAACUGGCCCUUGAUUCAGGAGGAUCUGAGUUCAAAUCCAGCCUCAGACACUUAACCCCAAUUGCCUCACCAAAAAAAAAAAAAAUUAAUUCAGGGAGUACUUUAAUCAGCUCAUAAAUAUUUUGAUCAAAGAUGUUAAUAUUUGAAAUUCACACAAUGCUUAAAAAUGUGCAAGUGCUUUUGAUAUGUGGGAUCACAUUUGUUCCUCAUCAUAAUCCUAUGAGGGAGGUACUGCAGGUAUAAUUAUACUUAUUUUACAAAUGAGGAACUUGAAGGAAACUUCUAUGUCAUUAUUGCAAAUGGACCCUUAGCCCCUGGAAGAGGUUCUUCUUCUUUUUUUUGGUGAGGCAAUGAGAGUUAAGUGAUUUGCCCGGGGUCACACAGCAAUAGUAGGUGUCAAGUGUCAGUCUGGAUUUGAACUCAGGUCUUCCUGAAUCCAGGACUGGUGCUGUAUCCACUGUACCACCUAGCUGCCCCGGGUUAUUAUUCUUAAAUGAGAUACCCAGUCUGUUAAAAAUGGAUGUUCACUUUUAUCAUAUGGUAUAACACCUUUACCUUUGGUUUAAUACUUAUGAUAAUUCAAUUCUAAUUUUCUGGGGGGAAAUCUUGAAGAUUUUGAGUUAUAACUUACCAGCUUACCAUAUAAAAUGUCCAGAAGCUUCAAGGAAUCACCUGAACAAGUGAAAUAGCACUUACUGGUCUAUCUAGUGAUUCUGAAACAAAUAUUUUGUUCAUUUUGGGCUGUCAGAAAUGUAAUGGCGUCUUUAAAAAAGAAUCUGCCAAAUCAAGCCAACCUCCUAUUAUAUAUAGGCUGACAUUCUACAUCUCCUCGUUCAUUCAUCUAAACUCAACACACCCACUUUUGUGGGAAAUCCAGUAGGAUAAUUAUCUGAAAUUAUACAAUGGUAUUCCUUUUUACUAAUUCUCUUCUGACUUUUCUACAGUAAUUGUUUUUCCUAACAUCCUAUUAUAAUAAAGAUUAGAAUGUCCUCUUUUAAGCAUGAGAACAUAUAUAAUGCAUGAGGUUUAAAAAUUUUUUAAGCAUCCUAGAAAUUCUUAUCACCAGAUUUACUUUAACUGCUAAGCUGAACACAAGUUUCAAGUAUGAAUUUAUAGCAUACCCAAAUAGAAUAUAUCCAUUUCAACAUAAAAUAACAUUCAUACCUUUAAAUGAAAGUAUCUUAGUUUUUCCAAAUGUGUUCAAGUACUGAGUCUUAGAUAAAAUUUCAAGUAACAAAAAAAUAUUUUUUUUUCUGAAUAGUUUUAUGUUCAGAAGAAUUUGGAAGUCAGAAAUUCUGGUUCCAUUCCAGAAAUACCUGGGGAAAUUGGUGGAAACAACUGGAAACAAACAUCCGCAAAGUCAGUUUCUGAAGUUAUAAAAUGAAGGUGUCCCCCCCAGACUGUCUUGAAAACUAGUUCAUUUACAUAGUAAGGACCAUUUAAAAUUUCAAAGAAAUUUGCCACCAGUAUAUCUUCAUAAGUAGGAGUAAGAACUGAGAACCCCCCUUUUCUUUUUCUUUUUUUUUUUUUGGUAAGGCAAUUGGGGUUAAGUGACUUGCCCAGGGUCACACAGCUAGUAAGUGUUAAGUGUCUGAGGCCGGAUUUGAACUCAGGUCCUCCUGAAUCCAAGGCCGGUGCUUUAUCCACUGCGCCACCUAGCUGCCCCAAGAACCCCCUUUUUCAAUAAGGGUUAUGAAUAAGGGUUAACAGAACUGCCUGAGAAAUAUGGUUCCUGAAUUAAAAAUGGCUAUGUUGAUGUCUUCAACUUUAAAUCCUUUAUAGGUUUAUUCCAGAAGAUAAAGAUUAAUUUAGUACAUGUAAAGUGGGAAUGUUUCUAAUUUUGAAUAACUUCAGUUAAAUGUGAAAAUGGCACACACAUAUUUCAAAAAUCAGCUAAUUAUUGAUUUUUUUAAUGGUAUUUACAAAAAUAGUGCAGGGAAAAAUAUAAUUUGUACUAAGUACAUUAUUCUUUCUUAGUAACAGUGUUGCUUUAUGUUUUAAUGUUUGUAAUAAUGCAUAUUUGCUUUGUACUUACUUUAUAAAGAAAUAAAAUUGAGUUUUACUUAACUUUUGUUAUCUGUCAUUAUCAAAGUAUAUGGACUAGCCUUUAAAAACUUUAC